AUGUCGACAUUUAUCCGAACCGAUGUUACCUGCGUAAAGUUUUACCAACAGUUCGUAUUAGCAGGGAUCGGAAGUGUUUUACAUGUAUUUUUAAGAGAUGUUGACAAAUUAAAACAAACAUUAAGCGUGUUAAAUGGGCAAAAAAUCUACGGAAUUGUUCCUUCAAAAACGGACAAUAAAUUAAUAAUUUUCGGUGGCAAACAGAUAGAAAUUGUUGAGCUUGAUGUUGAGAAGGAUGUUUUUUAUUGCUGUUUUAUGCCUAUAUUGUGUGAUGACUGGGUUCAUUCAGCUGUAUGGAAAUCUAGUAAUAUAAUUGCAAUACUAACAGCUCACAAUGUUGUGGAGACAUGGAAUACAGAAUUUCAAAUGCAGUGCAGUCAAAAUAAGAGUAAAGAGAACUCAAUUUUAUACUGUGGGCUACUAGUUAAUCUUCUAGAUGAUGUAUUAGUACUAAGUGGUACUGUUUUUUCUGAGGUUCUCCUCAGAUUUCCCGAUGAAGAAACAUUUUAUUCAUUAAAAGGGCAUAAGGGUGUCAUAUUUUCAAUUACAUGUGACUUCAAAAGAGGAAUUAUAAUAACUACUUCAGAUGAUAGGUCAGUGAGAAUCUGGGAAGUUCAAUCCCAAAUUGACAAAACAUUUGACACUAAGGUAUCUUGGACAAAUGUGGAAAAUAUACCAUGUUUACAUGAGUUAUAUGGUCAUGGGGCAAGAGUGAUGAGAAAUUGUAUUAUCAGUGAUUAUGUUGUUUCUGUGGGGGAAGAUUCAGCUAUAUGCUAUUGGGACAUUAAUGGAAAGCUUCUAAGAAAAGUAACAUCCCAUACCAAUUCCUGUAUAUGGUCACUAGAUGCAGAAGAUAAUUACUUAGUGACUGGAGGAGGAGAUAGUGCAGUAAUUAUUCAUCCUUUAUCAGUUAUAACUGAAUACAAUAAAAAUUGUCUAAGCCUAAAUUUGAAUAUUAUAUCACCAAAAAAAUUAGCUUUUACAGCUCAAAGGAAUAUAGUCAUUAUGACAGACUGCAAUGAGUUAAUUUUCUACAAUGCUGAUUCUAAUACUAAAACUGAAUUCAAACUAAAUCAUGAGACAACCUAUAAACUCUUAAGUGUUUCAUCUUGUAAACAACUUAUAGCUGUAGUAGAUAUGUCAGGAAAAUUUGAUGUCUUUAUUGAAAAUUGCAAAGAAAAUGUUAUAAAUAAUAUCAUAGAUACUAAACUUGACGUUGGGAAAAUAAUGUCCAUGCACUGGGCAGGAAACCGCCAUUUAGUGUUUUGUGCUGAAUUAGGAAGAAUAACUAUUUUGACUGCUGAUAAUAAAAUUGAUAUCUUUGCCACAUUUAAUUUACCAAAGUGUAAAGAGCGAUGGCUGACAGCAGUAGCUAUAAAUGGAGACAAUCUUAUAGCAGGUGACCGAUGUGGUAACAUACAUAUAUAUGUUAAAGGAGAAAUGGGACCAAUUAAAACAUUUAAGCACAUUCAUGGAAGAUAUGGACCUACAUCAAUAAAAAUUCUCAAUAAUACUGACUUUAUUACCACUGGUAGAGAUGGAUGUAUAAAAUACUUCUCUUUGACUAGGUAUUUGUAUAGCAGAGACCUUGAUUAUCCCUGGGUUGAAAGAUUUGUUGACAAUAAUAACAAGUAUGUGUGUGGUUUUCAAGAGCGGACCUUCAUUGUAUACGAUAUUGUACAUAAUAUAAAGGUUUUAGAAGUGCAAUGUGGGGGAGGACAUAGGUCCUGGGAUGUAAUACGCUACAUACAGAAGAGCAAUGAAGAUUUUAAUGAAUUUAUUUCAUUUAUUUAUAUCAAGGAGUCGAACAUAAAUUCACACACAUUUCAAUUAAAUAAAAUAAUGUCCAGAAGUAUUUUUACUGGAACACACUCAAAAGAAAUCAACUGUUUAGGUUCUCAUAAAUAUCCUUUAGAUUCAUCUAUAACAUAUUUUGUAUCAGGUGGUGAAGAUACCACUUUGCGCAUAACAAGUUUAAACUCUGCAAAUCAACUCAAAGAGGAAUUAAUAUUUAGACACUUGUCCAGUAUAAGAACGGUUAAGUUAAAAGAAUUACAUGAUAAUUCUUUGCUUGUGGUAUCUGCAGGUGGUCGGGCACAAAUCUGUAUACGAAGGAUUUUAUUUAAGAAGAUUGCAAGUAGCAUUCAUGUUUCAGGAGAAGAGUUGGUGAAUCAUAUGAUUAAAGGAACAGACAAAGAACGUACAGAAAGUCGUAAAAGAGGUUGUGAAACUGAUUUUGAUCCUGAAACAAGAGUGAUGGAUCUAGAAAUUUUAAGCUCAGAUAAUGUGAAGUUUUUAAUAUUUGUUGGGUGCUCUGAUGGUAAAAUUAGAACAUUAGAGUUUAAUCUGCACAAUAAUGAAAUCAAUAAUGUAGAUUACAUUGAAAAAGGCUUAUGUUUUUUAAAGAUGAGAUUAUUAGAACUACCCGCAAGAAGAAUGUUAAUAUGUUCUACAUCACAUGCUUCUUUGUAUAUCUGGGAUUUGCCACAAUUAAUUACAGACUACGAGCAGCACUAUUUAAUUCAUAAAUCUGGCGUAAAUUGUAUUGCUACAGCAAUUAUUUCUGAUACUGACUUUUUAAUGGCUACUGGAGGGGAUGAUAAUGCAGUGUUGUUGAAUUAUAUGUCUGUAGAAGAGUGUGUGGUGGUAAAGAAGGAGGUUUGGACAAGCGAGACUAGCCAUUGCUCUCAAGUGACAGGUGUGCUAAUAGUAGACAACCUUCUUGUAUCAGCAUCCAUAGACCAAAGAGUCACGGUAUUUGAAUGGUCUCUUCUCGAUAGACUCAAGUGUGAAUUUAGGUCGCAAGUAUUUAGCGAUGUAGCUGACAUACAGGGUAUACAACUUCUUCAAAGUGAUAAGUCAUCAUUAACAGUUUGUGUAUUUGGGAAAGGCAUCGAAGUGAUGUUAAUUCAACGCCCUCCGCCGCAGUCACACUAG
Pieris macdunnoughi is the source of this 2937-nucleotide messenger RNA. The record is from the annotation of a GenBank genome assembly. Lineage: Eukaryota; Metazoa; Arthropoda; Insecta; Lepidoptera; Pieridae.